AUGAAGGGCGCAAUCCUAUCCUGGUGCGCUAUCGCUACUUUGACAGCCGCCGCACCAUCAGCAAGGCCAAACAUCAUUUCUUUCAGCAGUUCGGCCCUGGCAGCGGCCGUCAUCGAUGGAUCAACGGCUAUCGAGAGUGCUGCCGAGGCACUUCUUGGAGAUCCGCAAGGAUCAAAAGCUGUCUCGACAUCUCUCUCAGCGGCAAUACAUCUUGCCACUCCAUACGGCAAUGUGACAGGCAUCAAAGACGGCCCUGCAUACCGAUAUGUGUUGCCCUAUGCAAAACCUCCUGUGGGUAGCUUGCGUCUUGCUGAUCCUGUCGCCUUACCCAACGGUACUGCAAUCCUGAACGGACAGAAGACGCCAGCUGCUUGCUUACAAGCCGGCAUUGCAUCCUCAUCGGAAGACUGUCUUUAUGCCUCGCUCUAUGUACCCUCAAGCGGCUCACUCGCAGCACUCCCCGUCUUUGUCUGGCUCGAAGGUGGCUCCUUCGUUAGUGGGAGCGAGACCGCAGCCGGUCUGGAUGGUGCAACGCUCGCGGUCAAUGGCAACAUGAUCGUUGUCGUGCUUCAGUACCGUCUGGGCAUUCUUGGCUUCUAUCGAGCGCCAUCGCUCGGUUUGUCGGGCAAUUAUGCGGUGAAGGACGUCAGGCUUGCGCUACAGGUCAUCAACAAUCUCAAGGCCUUCUGGCACAAUUCGGCAAAGGUCACGCUAGCAGGCCAAUCAUCGGGCGCGCAGCUCAUCAAGACACUCCUCACCGUGCCCACCGCCGAUGCGCUCUUCUCGCAAGCGAUACUUCAAUCUCCGCCCGCAGCAUAUGGCGAUCAAUCUGCCGCUACUGGAGCGAAGCUGGCCGGCUACAUCGAUCAAGUAAGCGGAUGCUCGACCGUCGCCUGCUAUCGUGCCAUGUCUCCCACGCACAUCGUCAAUGCAACAACAAACGUCUACGAGCAAGCAUCACAACAUAUCGCCAAUAUAUCACCUGCCGAGCCGAUCAGACCAAUCAUAGACGGCUCGCUCGUCGUUCGCAGCUUUGAUUCUGCAGUCAAUCGAAAACUCUUCACUCGUACUGAUCGCUCUCUCAUCUGGACGUCUGUACGCGAAGAGGCUGCUCCCGAGAUCUACACGGCGAUUGGGACUUCCCCAGUACCCUCGAGCUACUUUCCCAGCAUCGUUCAAGGCCUUGCUCCUCUGCAGCAGAAAGCUGUUCUCGCAUCCGGGCUGUAUUCUGUCAACGAAAGCGAUACUGACGGGACACGUAACGAGCUCACGCUUCUCGGUACUGAUUACAUCUGGCGCUGUCCGAUCCAGCAAUACGCUGUCAAUAUGACGCGGCAGAUUCCGUCAAUCUAUCUCGCACAGUUCAAUCAGGGUAUUGCAUAUCCAGAUAAUCAAGCAAUACCCUACUGCGCCGGCAAGGUCUGCCAUGAAGACGACAUCUUUUUCACUUUCGACGACGGCGCAUCACUCAACAAGACGCAAGCGGCAAUCUCGAGGGAGAUUACGGCCCGGUACUCAGCCUACGCCCAUACUGGCAGUCCGAACGCUGCAGGCUAUGUGACUUGGUCACCUGUCGCCACAGCAACGAGGCUCAAUCUGUUACAAAUAGACUCAAUCAGUACAGUCAUGCAGACGCAAAGGUCCCCACAGUGUGGACCCAACGCGCUCUGGGGUAGGCUAGCUCGCUUCGAUGCUCAGAUUGCCUCUUGA
Molecule: messenger RNA, 1710 nt
Organism: Mixia osmundae IAM 14324
Lineage: Eukaryota; Fungi; Basidiomycota; Mixiomycetes; Mixiales; Mixiaceae
Exons: 3
Coding region: 1-1710 (569 amino acids)
Source: RefSeq, a predicted model, not a curated record